Messenger RNA from Cynara cardunculus var. scolymus (artichoke), 466 nucleotides. RefSeq names its product zinc finger protein 2. Bases 22 to 432 code for a protein of 136 amino acids. The record is from RefSeq and is a predicted model, not a curated record. Lineage: Eukaryota; Viridiplantae; Streptophyta; Magnoliopsida; Asterales; Asteraceae. The transcript has a single exon. Gene Ontology annotation, biological process: negative regulation of abscisic acid-activated signaling pathway.
UUAAUAUAUAGUUAGCUAGCCAUGAGUUUCCCAGACCUAAACCUACCAGAAAACGAGUGCACCUUAGACCUUUUGCAUGACCCUAACUCCUCUUCUCUUUCUUCUUCAUCAAGCAACCCGGAGCAACGAGUUUUCUCAUGUAACUAUUGUAGGAGAAAAUUUUACAGUUCGCAAGCACUUGGAGGCCACCAGAAUGCUCACAAGCUUGAACGGACCUUGGCAAAGAAAACUCGAUACCAAAUGAGACCUUGGAACCACCAGACAUCAAACCAUGUUGCCAAUGGUUCGAACCAGCUGCAUGUUGGUUGGGUUCAGCCACCCUUCACUAUGGGGAUGGAUGAUCAUCAGGGAAAUGUUGGGAUGGAUUAUUGUCAUAAGGGUGAGAGUGUGCAAGAAAGUUUCCAUCAGCUUGACUUGUCUCUUAGGCUCUGAUCAGCAACUCACAGUAGUUUUAUAUAUGUUUCAU